Molecule: messenger RNA, 378 nt
Organism: Funneliformis caledonium
Lineage: Eukaryota; Fungi; Glomeromycota; Glomeromycetes; Glomerales; Glomeraceae
Source: the annotation of a GenBank genome assembly
AUGAUACUUUAUGAUGUGUUCGUACAAAGAAUACUUGGACUUCUACCAAAUGAGAAUAUAAUUAAACUUCCAUAUCAUCGAUACGAUAAGUCGACACCGAGGUGCCAGACACGUCCGUUGUUGUUUGACUCUACUCCUACAGAUGAUACGCUAUCAUCAAACGUGAUACAGAAGGUUCGAAAUACAAAUACGCAUAAUGUUCUUGAAUUUUGGUCAGUAUAUACUUUAGGUCAUCGUGCUUACUCAUUUAAAAAGAAAUUUGUCCGUCAAUAUGACGCGAUCAAUAGAUUACAUAAUUUGUUAGCAGAAGGUCGUAAUACAUUUUAUCUUCCUUCACUUUCAAAUAUCAACGGUAAAAAAAUGAAAAGUUCAAUAUGA